This is a messenger RNA of Anopheles coustani, 4124 nucleotides long. RefSeq lists its product as uncharacterized. The record is from RefSeq and is a predicted model, not a curated record. Gene Ontology annotation, biological process: RNA processing. The transcript has 7 exons. NCBI's taxonomy places the organism in Eukaryota, Metazoa, Arthropoda, Insecta, Diptera, Culicidae. Gene Ontology annotation, molecular function: RNA binding. Gene Ontology annotation, cellular component: nucleoplasm. Bases 200 to 3430 code for a protein of 1076 amino acids.
UUGAUUUUUCGCAGGUGCAACUAAGUUGCACUGUGUAAAAUCGCGUUGCGUGUGCAAAGCAGUAAAGUUCGGCCACACGGGAUAAAUCUAUCCGCCUUUCGUAUCGUCAUCCGGGAAGGCAUCAGCGAAACAAGAGUUGCGUGUGUAUACACACACUCUCCUCACCGACGGUGGUGUGCGGGCCGAUUAGUGUGUCGGUAUGCCUCGUGUAAACUUUAGCCGAACUGAGCGAUUCGCUCAGAUGUCGAAGCAGGAGCAACUGAUCGCCCAAAAACGCCAGCAGAUCCUAGAGAAGCAGCGCACGUUGGAAUUGGCCAAACAGAUAGCAGCCGAAGCGACGAAGGAUACGCCGAGCAGUACCACCGAAGUGCCGGAGGCACCAGAAGCGGCGGGGAAGGUUGUGCUCCCGUUCAGCAACGACGGCUCGUUUCUGGAGCGCUUCAAGCAACUUAGUGAAAAAAUCGUCAAGCAAACCGAGGACCAAGUGAAACCACUGUUGGAAGAACCGGAUGCGACGGCAAGCGCCGAACCGGUUCCAUUAGUGGGUGUGUCCGCUGGCACCAGCGGAGAACAGAUGUUUAAAUUUGACGUACCGCCACCAUCGUUGCUUCCUACACUACCACCUCCGCCACCGCCACCACCACCACAGCUUCCGGAAAUGGCCGAUGAAGUGCACUUUGAACCGUUUUACGAUUUGCCCCCCGUUGCCCCCACCGGCUCACCAUCGGCCGAUGGCACGGAUGAGGUGGGCCGCCAUGAGACUGCCACAGGCGAGGUAGAAACAAACUUCCAAGUAUUUUCAGAACAUGAUAAAUUACCAACCACAGUUGAAGAAUUAAUUCAAUUGGUUGCCGAUAUCGGUGAUGUUUAUGAAGAAAAAUUAUGUUCACGUAAAAAUGAUUUGCAUCCAUCGCUUUGGUUCAUAUUCGACAAGCAGUCCGAGGCGUACCGUGGCUACCGUCGGAUGAUCGUCGUGCAGCGGCAAUCGAGGGGCCAUUCGGAGGGGCACCCCAAUGUGGCUUCCGGUGAUGCGUUCGGUGGCAAUGCACGCUCCCAGCUAGACGGGAAUGGUGGCGGCACAAUGGUUGAGGAGGACGAGGAUGAUACCAAAUACGAUCCGGCCGACGUGCUGGACGAUUCAAUUAUUGAUGAGACGAACGAGGAAGUUUCUAGGCAGAAGCCGGACGGAGGUGGCGAGGGAACGGCAGCGGUAGGUGAGACGGCAGGAGCGGCUGGUGCGGACAUUCCUAUCCAUAUGAUGCCCAACUUCUACGGCGACGAGCGGCACUUCUACGACGACAAGUCGACCACGGAGACGGACUCCGACACGGAGUACGUGCGGGAGGCGCGUGAACGCAACCUGAAGAAUCUCAAGCGCAAAACGUUCGAUGCCGGGAAUCGGCGCGAGGAUGGAAGUUCGACCGACUCCGACGAUGACUACAACGGUGGGCUGGGGGACAGUGCGAAUGAGUCGAUGAACGAGAAGAAUGGCGGAAGUUCGGGCGCUGGUGGAAGUGCCACGGGUGGCAGUGGAGGUGGUGGGGGAUCACGUGGCCAUCGGCAGAAGUUUCGCAAAAAGUCACGCUGGGGAGACAACACCGACGCGGGUACCGGAACGGCUGGCAGUCAGGAUGGAAGCCAGCAACAGCAACAAGGUCAGGGUGGUCCGAGCACUUCCGGCAAUGUGUCGGGAUCGUUCACCGCCGGUACUUCGCGCGAUGGGCAGCAGCCCGCCCCAUGGAGUGGAGCAACCGGGGGAAAGGUAAUGAAUGUGGUUGAUACCUCCCAACCACCACCGCCUCCACCGCCACCACCGACCCUGGCACCCGGUGUCAUUGAUCGUAACAAUCCGGGACUGCUGCAGUACGUUUUUCAACAUUACGGCUCGGUGGCGGACAUCUCGGCGGAGUGCUGGAACAAAGCACAAGAGCACUAUCGGCUGCAGCUCCUGUUUGACGAUCUUACUUCGAAGAUUCAGCAACACGAGCGGUACGUUCGUGGUGGUCCAUCGCCAGCAGCUGGUCCUAACCGAGGGAACGUGGAACGGGGCAGAGACUCGGACGAGGAACGUCGGCUUAACACGGCCAAACUGGAGGCGAUCAUGUGCUGGAUAAACGAGAUAACGCGCUUGUACGAGCGCGUCCGGCCAGGGCAUUUGAGCGAGUUCCUCAUGCGUGGCGAUUAUGAGCGGUUUAUCGAUCAGUUCCGGCGCACGUCGGACCGGCAGCCGAACUUUGAGGACUACAAGGAGUUUCGUCUGCGGGAGGCGAAUGGCGUAGCGAAACCGUCCGGAACGGGUGGACCGGAAACGCAGUCGGGUGGCUCACGUAGACCCGAGUACAGUUCUACCGAUUCCGAUUUCGUUUCCUACCAAGACCAACCUCCAAGUUCCAUGCAAUCGCAACAAGGUCGUCAACAGCGCCAGUCUGGUGCCCAAGGAGAAACAGGAGGAAAACGUAGCGGAGGAGGAGGUGGAGGAGAGAUGGGACAGUCGAGGGUCGGUCAGGAUCCGUCCACUUCUUCUUCGUUUGCCGGUGAGAAACGCACCGCCGAGGAAGCCGACCUGCAACACGAGCAGCAGCAACAGUUGGCAGCCAAACGACGCAAAAGUCGUUGGGGUGGUCAGGCGGUCGACUGUGGACCACGGUUCGUGCCCAGUCAAUCUCCGUUCUCGGCCGGGGGUAACGCGCCGCCAUUACUCAACCACCCACCACCUCCGCUCCCACCGCUGACGAAAGCACCGCCGGCGAAAUUGAGUGCCGUAAACCGCACCGAUCCGGCCCUGUUGGCGUACGCACGGCAAAACUUCGGUACGACCAACCUCAGCGAGGAGGACUGGAGGAAGGCGGAAGAUCACUACAAGAUCAACCUGCUGUACCAGGACAUGCUGCGGAAGCGGCAGGAGAUCGAUCGGUUGGCCAACAGUGGGCGGUUCAAGUACGAGUACGAUUCGGACGAGGACACGACGGGCGGCACGUGGGAGCACAAGCUGCGCCAGCAGGAGAUGGAAGCGACCCAGAAGUGGGCCAACGAGCUGACACGACAGUCGGAGGGCAAGCACCACAUUGGUGAUUUUUUGCCACCGGAAGAGCUGCGCAAGUUCAUGGAGAAGUACGAGGCGCAGAAGAACAACCGUCAGCCAAACUUGAGCGACUACAAGGACUACAAGCUGCGUGAGGACAACGUCGGGUUUCAGAUGCUCCAGAAGCUUGGCUGGAAGCAGGGCCAGGGUCUCGGGGCGGACGGAAGUGGCAUUAUCGAUCCGAUUAACAAGGCAGCGCAACGGGAUAAUAAUCAGGGUUUGGGCAUCAUUACGCCGGACAACCCGGAAGUGAACGAUAACGAGUAUGACGCGUACCGGAAAAGGAUGAUGUUGGCAUACCGUUUUCGGCCGAAUCCGCUGAACAAUCCGCGACGGGCGUACUACUAGCUGCGGGGUCAUAUUGGUAGAUAAAUUACGUCUUCCGGACGUGUCCGGAAGCGAUGUUAAGCUAAAUUAAUUCAUAAACAACUAAGUGUAAACACGUUACGAGAAACCUUGGAUGCAGUCGCAGUAGAAAGGUACACAAGCGGAACAAGUUGUUGGUUUCGUUCGAUUGCGAAAUUAUACGCUGCUGAUUGGUGUAAUGGUAUUCGCUUUUUUCCGCUCCGUUCGAAUCUGCUCCAUUUUCGCUAACGUUAUGUGCAUGGCCACAACAGUGGAUCGUAUGCUUUAGGCGGCAUUUAGACCACAUUUUCCGACGGAACACAUAGGCCGCGUCUCUUCUCAACUCCCUCUGAGCCGUCAGAUGAACCUUGCAGGAGAACACCGAACGUGUGACACGGGGCUGACCCGUUUUGACCGUUUGUUUUUUGACCUGGUCGCGAAAAUCGGUUACAACAUUGCAAAAUAAACUAAUUUAUGUCGUAUUUAUGGCGCAGAAAGAUGCGCAAACCGUUGAAUGAAAGUAAGAGCACGCAUGCGAACAAAAUAUUGCAAAUUUAAAAAUUAGAUUAAUUACACGCCGCCGGAGAAUGCAGCGACGGAUUGAGUAAUAUUUGUAUAAUGCGUUCUUUAGGCUGAUUUGUUGUUUAUAAGCGAUUUAAAUAUAAAAUAAAAUUAUAUGUGGCACUAUACGGUCGAC